GCCCUCAGCAUGGACAGAGAAGGCUGCCAGGCUACGUCAGGUCAUCAUGGACAUUGUCCACGUUGACGUGCACCGCCCUCAGCCUCUGGCCCUUGAUGUCCUUCCUGCAGCAGGGGCCGACUGUCUCAUGUCCUCCUACUGUCUGGAGGGUGCCAGCCCUGACCUGGCUGCCUUCACCAGGGCCCUGGGCAACAUUGGAAGGCUCCUGCGGCCCGGUGGCCACCUCCUGCUCAUCGGAGCUCUGGGAAUGAGUUACUAUAUUGCGGCGCCUGGGUUAAAGAUCCCUACGGUCCCACUGAAUGAGGCCCAGGUCUGUGCUAGUUUGAAGGAGAACGGCUACACCCUGAUCAGGCUGGAGGUUUACACAUUGCCUCAGGACAUGAACGUGAAGUUUGAUGAUGGGUCUGGGGUGUUUUUUGUAAAGGCAAUGAAGAAGUAAGUGUGAGAAAAGGGGGAAAAAGAUCCCAGAACAAUCCAGGUCGCCGCUAACCGGAAGUCUGCUGGAUAACGGCAUAUGUAUACACAGGUAAGACCAUUAAAAUGAGAGCCUUUAAACUGUGAUUAUUUAGUCAAUAAGCGUCAAUAAGCGAAAACAAUACAGAA
Molecule: messenger RNA, 603 nt
Organism: Perca fluviatilis (European perch)
Lineage: Eukaryota; Metazoa; Chordata; Actinopteri; Perciformes; Percidae
Product: phenylethanolamine N-methyltransferase-like
Exons: 1
Cellular component (GO): cytosol
Molecular function (GO): phenylethanolamine N-methyltransferase activity
Source: RefSeq, a predicted model, not a curated record